Molecule: messenger RNA, 1275 nt
Organism: Cryphonectria parasitica EP155
Lineage: Eukaryota; Fungi; Ascomycota; Sordariomycetes; Diaporthales; Cryphonectriaceae
Exons: 3
Coding region: 1-1275 (424 amino acids)
Cellular component (GO): mitochondrion
Source: RefSeq, a predicted model, not a curated record
AUGUCGACUCAGAGGCUGACCUUCCUCUACCCCACGCUGUUCCUCCGUUCGGCGCCCUCGACCGCAGGAGGAGCUCGCAGGAGCGCCAGCCGCUGUCACAGGGCCCGGCCGAGGAGGUGCCCCUCCUCUUCCUCCUCCCCUCUUCCCCUCCUCCGGCCGCCGGGGGGUCCUCACCAGCAUGCGGCCUUUGGCACCUCGAGCACCACCAACAAGGGCAGCUUUGGCCCGCGCGUGGGCAAGGGCAUAGAACCCAAACCCCUGGGCGACGACGGCAGCGUCAUCCCGCUGCCUCCUCCAGACGCGAGGGACAGCACGGCCGAGCAGCGCAAGAACGCCGCCAAGGCCCUCGACCCGGCCGCCGACGCCCUCAAAGAGACCCUCAGCUCGCCAGGCGUGUCCUCGUCCGAGAGGAGGAACAAGAACAAGGAAGAGCAGGAGACCAACAAGGGCGACCAGGCCACAGCAGCUGGGGCCGGCCAGGACGACGGCGGCGGCGCGCCCAAGAAGAAGCGCGCCACGGGGCCCAUGGACGCCGUUCUGCACAUGCCCCCGCCCGACUCCGUGCCCGCGGAGGAGAAGCCGCCGCACCUGACGCCGGCGCCCUACGUGCACCACUUUGACAGCUACUCGCUGGUGAAACAGCUCGAGCAGAACGGGUACACACAGGUGCAGGCCAUCACCGCCAUGAAGGCCGUGCGCGCCCUGCUCGCCCAGAACCUGGACGUCGCACAGGGCGGCCUCAUCUCCAAGAGCGACGUCGAGAACGAGACGUACCUGUUCCGCGCCGCGUGCGCCGAGCUGUCCACCGAGGUGAAGAACAACAGGCGCAUCGCCGACGAGGCGCUCAGGCAGCAGAGGACCGUCCUGCAGCACGAGGUCGACAACACCACCCAGGUCAUGAACCAGGAGCUGCUCACGCUCAACGAUAAUGUCAGGGGCAUGUUCAAUGAUCGCAAGAUGGCCGUGAGGGAGGAGCAGAAGAAGGCUGAGGGUGCUAUCCAACAAAUAGCCUACAAGAUCAGCGUCACGUUGAACAGCGACUCCAAAUCCGAGAUCGAGGCCGUCCGGUGGGUGGUGACACGCCGCGCAGUGGCCGGUAUCAUCUUCAUGGUGAUCUUCUCCCUCGGCGUCCUGCGGUACAGCAGCUACAUCUCACAUGAGAACCAGAAGGAGGCACAGAAGGAGAAGGAGGAGAUCGAAGUUGUCAGGAAGAGCGGGGGCAAGAUAGAUAGAGCCCUCGGCCCCGACGCCGCGGAGAUUCUGGCAGCAAACUAG